AUGGGGGAAGGCAGCAAUGUGAUUGCACCUUUGCUGGACAUCGACGAAUCAUCGGGUGCGUCGGAGGUGCUGCUGCAGCAGGAGCCUGUACCAUGGGGCGUGCUGGCGCGGCUGGCAGCAUGGGAGGCAGGCAACCUGUGGCGCAUCUCGUGGGCAUCCAUCCUCACCACGGUCUUCACUUUCACGCUCAGCCUCGUCACGCAAAUGUUUGUCGGACACCUCGGUGAGCUUGAGCUUGCCGGCGCCUCCAUCACCAACAUUGGCAUCCAGGGCCUAGCUUAUGGCGUCAUGAUUGGCAUGGCAAGUGCGGUGCAGACUGUCUGUGGUCAGGCAUACGGGGCCAUGAGGUAUGCAGCGAUGGGCAUUGUGUGCCAGAGGGCGCUAGUGCUCCAGCUCAUCACGGCUAUCCCAAUUGCCUUCCUCUACUGGUACGCCGGUCCGUUCCUGCGCCUCAUCGGGCAGGAGGCGGAUGUGGCUGCGGCGGGGCAGCUGUAUGCUCGUGGCCUGCUGCUGCAGCUGCUUGCUUUCACCCUCUUCUGCCCAAUGCAGAGGUUCCUGCAGGCCCAGAACAUCGUCAAUCCUGUGGCAUACAUGACGUUGGCAGUGCUCAUCUUCCACACCCUUGCCUCAUGGCUAGCGGUGUUUGUGCUUGGCUUAGGCCUCCUUGGAGCAGCACUGAUACUGAGCUUCUCUUGGUGGGUGCUUGUGGUGUUGACAUGGGGUUACAUCGUCUGGAGCCCAGCUUGUAAAGAAACGUGGACCGGACUGUCCUUGCUCGCCUUUAGAGGCCUCUGGGGAUAUGCCAAGCUUGCUUUUGCCUCGGCCAUCAUGCUAGCAUUGGAGAUCUGGUACGUACAAGGAUUUGUGCUUCUUACUGGUUUCCUCCCCAACUCGGAGAUUGCACUUGAUUCUCUCUCAAUCUGCAUCAAUUAUUGGAACUGGGAUUUCAAUAUCAUGCUUGGCUUGAGCUAUGCAGCCAGUAUUCGCGUCGGCAAUGAGCUUGGUGCUGGCCAUCCAAAGGUAGUAAGGUUCUCGGUCAUUGUAGUUGUCAUUGUGAGCAUCGCCUUCAGUUUUCUUGCGACGAUUACAGUCUUAAUUCUGAGGUAUCCACUGAGUACACUCUACACGAGUAGCGCAACAGUAAUAGAGGCUGUUAUCAGUCUGAUGCCCCUGAUGGCAAUCAGCAUCUUCUUGAAUGGGAUUCAGCCAAUUCUCUCAGGGGUUGCCAUUGGGAGUGGAUGGCAAGCAACAGUUGCCUAUGUCAAUGUUGGGGCCUACUACCUGAUCGGGCUUCCAAUUGGAUGCGUUCUAGGAUACAAAACAAGCCUUGGAGCAGCUGGAAUAUGGUGGGGUUUAAUUAUAGGGGUCGCUGUGCAAACGAUAGCCCUGAUUAUUCUCACAGUCAGGACUAACUGGGACAAGGAGGUGGAGAAGGCGAUGCAGCGACUGAAACAGACAGGUGUGGUUCCUGUAGAUGACAUCAUCGCAUGA
Miscanthus lutarioriparius is the source of this 1491-nucleotide messenger RNA. The record is from the annotation of a GenBank genome assembly. NCBI's taxonomy places the organism in Eukaryota, Viridiplantae, Streptophyta, Magnoliopsida, Poales, Poaceae.